Cetraspora pellucida is the source of this 912-nucleotide messenger RNA. Lineage: Eukaryota; Fungi; Glomeromycota; Glomeromycetes; Diversisporales; Gigasporaceae. The record is from the annotation of a GenBank genome assembly.
AUGGCUUGGAAACGUCCACAUAUCUGUCUUCUGACAGUUAUCAUUCUUUUAUGUUUUAACUUAGUUAAUGCCCAAAAUGAGGAAGUUAAUGCUCAAGAUGACGUGAAACCUAAUGAUCUUACUAUUGAAGCAAUUUUUGACUUGAUGGCCAUUUCAUUAAUUAUAUUUAGCAUAGAUGCUGUACAUGCUUCUAGUUCAAGGAUUACAAAAUUAAAUUAUUUCUCAUUACGAAUGAUUAGUUAUUUCUUUCAAUCAGUUAUAUUAUCUUUAUCGAUUUAUUUCACCAUUCGAAUUUAUCAACGUACUAGGGAUUUCUUUUAUAUUCAAUAUCUUAUUACUUCUCUUGCUUUCACUGCCAUGAAUUUUAUCUUUGAUAUCAUUAUUAAACUUGAACCGGAUAUUUUAUCUUCUAGUGAAUUUAUUGUUCAUUUAAUUUUUUUUAUUUUAGCUAUUAUGAAAGGAUAUAUUACCAAUUCUUCCUAUUUAUUUAUACUUUUACCUUCAUUAUUUGUUAUUUUUUAUCCGAUUCUUGUUUACUUGGUGGGAAUUAUUCGAGGUAAAGCGAUUCUUCCUUCUAGAAAGGAUGAAGGUUCUACGUGCACUGGAAGACUAGUAUCAGUUAUCUUAGCAUUUAUCUUUGGAGAGUUAAUGAAUCGUGGUUUGUUAGAAGAUGAUAAGAUCUUUCCAGUCAUGGCUGCUAUAAAAGAAAAGAUGAGAUUGGGUUCAGUUUGUGCCCAUUUUCUUUUUUGUUUAGUUGUUGGGUCAUCAGUCUUAUGGAUUAAAGCCUAUCUUACUUCGUUGGUUAUAUAUGCUUCGGUAGACGUUAAGAUCAGAGAACUCAGAAAUAAAAGAAACAAGAAUAAACAUAAAGUUGCGGAUGAGAAUAAAAAUGGAUCAAUACCUGUAGUUUAA